AAAGGAACAUCCCGUCCUGGCAGAAGCAGCCUGAGGCGUUUGCUAUGGGUUAAAUACAAAAACUGGGGCGUCUUUUAUCAUACUUGCUCUUUCACCAAGACCCAACACUUUCUCUUUCCAGCUGGUGAGAGUUCAAACGCUACAGAAUGCCUCAUCCAGGUGUGUGUGUGAACAUCAUCAAUGCCCGUCACCUGAAAGAUGGUAACGGGACCAUCACUAACCCUCAGAAGUUUCUGGACCAAGACUUUGAGCAGCUGAAACAGUACUGUAUUAUUAAACGGGUACGGUACAUCGACGACAUGUUCCCCCCUGACGUGAGGUCCAUCGGGACUGGGUUACUGAAGGCUGAUGACCUGAAGCGAGUGGUGUGGCUGAGACCACAUAAAAUGGUUCCCAAUCCAAUGUUUGAACUUGAUGGGGUCUCCAGGUUUGACUUUGGUCAAGGCAUGCUUGGAAACUGCUGGUUUCUUGCAUCAAUCGGAGCUCUGACGUUCCAGAACUUCAUCCUUAGGCAGGUUGUUCCACAUCAAACAUUUAACGAGGACUACUGUGGAAUAUUCCACUUCAGGUUCUGGAGGUUUGGAAGAUGGGUGGAUGUUGUCAUUGAUGACAAACUACCAACUAUCGAUGGCAGACUGAUCUUUGUCCGCUCCAAAGACCCAACUGAGUUCUGGCCUGCUUUGCUGGAGAAAGCUUAUGCGAAAGUGUGUGGUUCCUACUCGGACAUGAAUGCUGGAACUCCUGCCGAGGCCAUGGUGGACUUCACCGGUGGAGUUCACAUGUGUAUUGAUCUGACAGAACCUCCCCCACAUCUGUGGGAGUUGAUGUGCAGAGCUGGCCAAUCCAAGUCACUGAUGGGCUGUGGUACACCUCAAGGG
Molecule: messenger RNA, 878 nt
Organism: Notothenia coriiceps (black rockcod)
Lineage: Eukaryota; Metazoa; Chordata; Actinopteri; Perciformes; Nototheniidae
Product: calpain-1 catalytic subunit-like
Exons: 6
Biological process (GO): proteolysis
Cellular component (GO): cytoplasm
Molecular function (GO): calcium-dependent cysteine-type endopeptidase activity
Source: RefSeq, a predicted model, not a curated record